GAUGAAACUCGAAGCAGGAAGCAACAGAGUAUCAAGCUACUGGUUGGAAACACAUUUGUGUCAUGUGAGUAGCCAUGACAGAAACCGCUUUCUUUAAAUUAUUUGUGGCAAUUGUGGUCACAUUCAUUUUAGUCCUGCCAGAAUUUUUCAAGACACCAAAAGAAAGAACACAAGAGCUUGCCUGCUGGGAAGUGUGUUUACUACCCAACCACACAUAUCUUCUUUCCUCCUUCAAUUUUUCUUCUGUGAAUUUUCUGCAACUGGCAGAGGAAACACAGACUGAUAUGGGACUCUUUCCAAAUCACUCUAGUUUCCAAAGCUUCAGUGAGAUUUGCAAAGGCAUCACAAGUGGAUUUCUGAUGUGCUCCUUGUGUUUGGUUUGCGAAUCUAAAGGAGACAUGGAUUUCAUUUCUCAGGAACAAACAUCGAAAGGUCUUAUCACAAGGGGAUCAGUGGGAAUGAAGGCAAAUGACUUUUGCUCACCCUGUCAGCAUUUUAAUGUCACGGUUGCUCUUCUGGCUGACCCUAUGAAGGAAUACAACACUACCUGUACCCCUGAAUCCCACCCUGGAAAAUCUACAAUUGUAGAAGAAAAUCCAACCAGGGGAAAUUCUCUAAACCACACUUGCAGAAUUAUGCAAAACACAAGUAAUUGUACUCAUGUCUGCUUGCACUUAGCGAUGGAUGUGAAAUCUGUCACUUGUUCCGUGAAGAUCACUUGGUACAUUUUAGUGAUAUUAGUGUUUAUGCUCAGCAUCAUCCUCAUUAUCCACAAAAUACUUGAAGACCACAGGAGAAUGCAGAGGUGGCAGAGUCAUAAAUACAAAGCUACAUCCGUUCUCUUAAGAGGAAGUGACUCUGAGGAGCUGAGUGCUUUGAAGAUGAGGGUUAUUCCAGAGUCCACUCGAGGGCGGCCAUUAACGCAGGUCAGGGAGGUGCUUCCCCCAAUACCAGAACUUGAAGUCACUUCUGCAGGUCACCAGCAAGAUCCAUACACAUGGCUAUCCUUGGACAAUCUGGACCAAUGACUUUGAAGAGUUUGGGCCCAGCUGAGAAAGUACUGAUAGGUGAAUGGCAGCGAUGAGAUCCUGGUAGAUGAGAGUCAACUGGAGAGUGUCUAUCUGACCCACGAGAUCACAGGGACAAGAGUGUGUCAAGAGCUAUGUGAGCCAAGGAAGACAAGCUUAUGGAGUCCAUGGGAGAGUAAGAGAGUGCUUACCUUUUCCACCCAUCUGUAUCCUGCUCAGUGUGGCCAAGAGUGACCUAGGAUGAAAUUCCCCUUACUCAGUUAUGUCACAGGUGCAGGAUGGUUUUUCCUACACAGAUGGACAGUUUCUAUUCGGUAAAUUACAUAAGAGGGCCUGUGUAUUUGUUCAACAUUUGUUUACAUUUAUAAAUCUUGCCUCUUUUUGGCAUAAGACUGUUUUUUUGUUUUUUGUUUUUUUUUUAAUUCAAGGACACUGAAAUAAAAACAACUCAA
This is a messenger RNA of Phodopus roborovskii (desert hamster), 1480 nucleotides long. RefSeq names its product transmembrane protein 156 (gene Tmem156). The coding region runs from base 75 to 1028 and encodes 317 amino acids. NCBI's taxonomy places the organism in Eukaryota, Metazoa, Chordata, Mammalia, Rodentia, Cricetidae. The record is from RefSeq and is a predicted model, not a curated record. The transcript is spliced from 7 exons.